Clonostachys rhizophaga is the source of this 393-nucleotide messenger RNA. The record is from the annotation of a GenBank genome assembly. Lineage: Eukaryota; Fungi; Ascomycota; Sordariomycetes; Hypocreales; Bionectriaceae.
AUGUCCUCCAUAAUAGUCGGGACGAUCGCGGGACUUUGCCAACGAUCAGUUAUCACCGCCACGUGCGUAGGUCACGCUAAAGUUGCCAUUGAUUUCCUCGACGACAGUCGCUUUCUUCUUGCCGCAAGGGAACUGCAGUUUGAAAGCAGUCUUGUCGUCAUCAAGAGAAGCCUGAAUAGAUGGUUUGUUGAGAGUGGCGGUCUUGACGUAGACGGCAUUGUUGACAGCAAUGGUGUACGUCGGACCCGCCUGGAGGGGAACGCAGUUGAUGGGCGCCGGGGUGAUGCCCUCCCCCAGGUCAAUGCCGCGGGAUACGCCAACGACAUCGUUGUCCGGCUGGAGUACGGGGUUUUCGUCAUCCGGGGGGAUAACGCUAAAGACAGUCCUCGUUGA